AUGGGAUUUCGUAUUGUGGUUGCGGGAGAGUCUCAAUGUGUAUCUUUCGCUGAAUGUUGUCUUUUAGCAGAUUUUCUCUCACAAAACUUACCUGACUUCUGUUUUGAUCGUGUAGAGAUAAAAGUUCUAGAUUGGCAGGCUUGGCUGCGCAGAAUAAAUUUAAAAAAUAAAUGGCAUCACGUUGGAUCCCCUCUCAUAUGGAAGGAAAUGUUAAUGGCGGGUAGUAAGCCAUAUUAUAUAGGUGGAGCCCCUCAGUUUCUAGACUACUGUUACUCAUAUUAUAAAUUUGAUUCACUGUUUGGGUCUGAUAAAUUUGAGGAACUACUUAAAAAUAGUGUCCAAUUGAAGAAGAAAGUAGCGAUUGAAAGGAAUCUCUUGAAAAACGCUGAGAUCAAUUCUCCAGUAAAAUCCUCAAAAAAAGCAAUUAUUGUCACUAUUUCUGGAGCCGGAAAUCCUAUAAGUAGAUGUUUGUUAGUUGGAUUGCUAGAAAUGAAUGUUUGUUUUAACUCUAUAGCUAAAAUCUACAUUUAUGAUGAGAAUUGCUCUGAAGAGUUCAUGCUAUCACUCGAAAAAGAGUAUUCAUUCAUUGAGAAUAUAUAUCCUGGAAAAGUGGUUAAAUAUGUGCGUAAAAUUGGCAUAGCACUUACAUGUUCUGAUUUACUGAUAGUUCUGGAUCAUGUUCCAUUUGAAAACCACAUGGUUAUAGGAGAAUGGCUAUAUGAAAACAAAAAAAAUAUGGACAAAUUGUCCCAAUUAAUUAAUGCUUCUGGUUCUCGUAAUAUGUAUAUAGUAUUUCCAAAUAUGGGGCCUGCAUGUUUUAAUGCAACAUAUCUAAGGCAAAUUGUCACUAUCACGAAAGAUCACAUAAUCGUAGUAACCUCUGAUUUAGGAUUGGAAAUUUUGCCCAUUGCUGAAGCAAUUACAGAUGUUCCUAGUAGAAACAUGUUCUGUCCACCAGUUUGGGGUUUUGUGGGUAUAAAUCACUUGGUUGAUAUUAGGUCUACAAUUCAGAGAUACGACAUUUUUCAACCUUACAGCAGAUUUACUAAAGUCAAACAAUCUACCCUCAAAAUUGGGUCAUUAACACCUACUCUGAGGUAUAUGGAAUAUUUGAUGUAUUUUGACGAAAGCCUGUGGGUCAAGGUAGCUGAAACGAAAAAAAAAUACCCUAAGGGGCAACCAUGGUUAAGUAAAUCUAUUGCUGUUUUGAAUUUAAUAAAAGUAUGGUUUUUCGAACGCAAUCCUAAUGAUAUUGUAAAUUUAGGACUUCAUUGUAACGGUUCAUUUGGCUUAAAAUUUGAUGGAAUUUUUUCUCAACCUGCUCGUUUGGUAAAUGAUGAAUGGGUACCAGCGUCAGAUUUUUUACUGCCUAAGGAUUCUCAAAUUAACAUAUAUUAUCUAGAAGAAAUGGCUGAGCGGAUUAUGAAACUUCAGAGAACUGAUUUACCUCCAUUGUGGAGUGGUGUGAUGUGGUUGUGGGACAUGUGGGGCGUGCUGUGGGUGGUGGAAACGGUGGUGCAGCUGGCGCCUGUGCUGGCGACGCCGCUAGACCCCGCGCUGCCAGUGUCGCAAGGUGAGAGGAGAGGAACCUUGUCGCCUACGUAUUUGAUGCCUUCGCACUGCUAUUAUUAA
Arctia plantaginis is the source of this 1632-nucleotide messenger RNA. Lineage: Eukaryota; Metazoa; Arthropoda; Insecta; Lepidoptera; Erebidae. The record is from the annotation of a GenBank genome assembly.